GACCAGAACAUACGAGGACCAUGAUGUGGGUGAUUUUGCCAUAGACAUUUCGGCCUGUCCGGCGAUUUUUCCGACUGAUGCGGUAAAGCAUGCGUUCAAAGCAUCUUGCAAGAAGUGGAUGGAUGGGGAGCGGAAAGACUGGCAGCUGGGCAAGCUGACUACUCCACGCCGAACUGCUGGAGGGGAGUGGCGAGCUGAGUGCCGCUGCAUGGACUGCGCAGAAUGCCAUGCUGGCAAUGGAACGGUGCUUCAGUUUCGUGCCACGCCUGAAGAGCCGGACAACAGCAAUGUCCUCAAUGUGCGAUUGACUGUGAUGGUCUCUGGCUCUUGCAGCGGAACCCCGCGCAAGCUGAAGUCCGAUGCUGUCGACCGACCGAGCACGACUUUGACACGCAGGUGUGUCAUGCAGGCGGUCGAAUCUUUGUCACAGUCGAAGGAGUCGGUCACACCGACCCGCGUCGCACGAAAGAUUGCAGCACGGGGAGAUGCCGAGCUGAUAACGAACCCUUCGUCCCUUCGGUACCUCGCGAGGACCUGUUCCAAGAAGGCGGGGGUGGACGAUUGCCGAGGCCAGGAUAGGCGUCAAAAGCAGCAAAUCGCGAGGUCUGUGUCCAAGCAAGAGUGGGAUUUGUACGUGCAGGCCAACUCAGGCAACCAAGGCAAAAUUUGCUUUGCUGCAGCUUUGCCUAGCGGCUCCUUCGUUCUGACGCUGCCUCCGAUCUUGGACGAGCUCUGCGCGCUACACAGCGCUGGUGCGCUCCCGCGCCUGUACCUGGGCGCUGACGCGACGUGGAAAGUGGAGGCAGAUGAUUUCAC
Molecule: messenger RNA, 816 nt
Organism: Symbiodinium sp. CCMP2456
Lineage: Eukaryota; Dinophyceae; Suessiales; Symbiodiniaceae
Source: the annotation of a GenBank genome assembly